Molecule: messenger RNA, 3687 nt
Organism: Cheilinus undulatus (humphead wrasse)
Lineage: Eukaryota; Metazoa; Chordata; Actinopteri; Labriformes; Labridae
Product: mucin-5AC-like
Exons: 27
Coding region: 1-3687 (1228 amino acids)
Cellular component (GO): extracellular matrix
Molecular function (GO): protein binding
Source: RefSeq, a predicted model, not a curated record
AUGGGGACCAAAGAUCGACGAUCAGUGUUAGGGCUGAUCUCUGUGGCGCUGCUCGUCCUCGCUCUGUCUGACGAUGCUAAAGCAUCGCACAUCGACCGAGUGUGCUCCACUUGGGGAAACUACAACUGGAAGACCUUCGAUGGAGAGUUCUUCAACCUGCCGACCGACUGCCAGCACACCCUGAUCUCUGACUGUAAGGAAUCCUAUGAGAGCUACAGCAUCCAGAUGAGACGCACCAAAGUCAACGGGGUCCCCGUCAUCAGCAAGAUCACCAUGAAGCUGGACGGGGUGGUGGUGGAGCUGACUCCGAACUCUGCGAUGGUCGACGGAAAGAAGGUCAGACUGCCCACUGUGAAGUUCGGCGUGUCUGUGAAGAGGAUCAUGUCUAGUCUCGUUGUCGAGUCCGGAAGCCUGCAAAUCAGAGCGAUCUGGAACCUGGAGGACUCGCUGGAUAUCGAAUUGCCCGAAACUUUCAGGAACCAGACGUGUGGGCUGUGUGGAAACUUCGAUGGCAAAUCCAACGAUCUCCUGGAUAACGGAGCUCAAUCCACCGUAACCGACUUUGCAGAGACCCACAAAGUGAACGACCCCGGAGAGAGCUGCGAGGAGAAUGAGCCUGUAAAUCCCCCCGUCUGUAAGGAGAAGGAUAUCUGUGAGAAGAUCUUCAACGAACGUCCGUUCAGAGGCUGCAGGAACCUUUUGGAUAACGAAGCGUUCGUUAAAGUGUGUCAGACUGAUUUCUGCAACGAAGUCGACAACACCUUCCCCUCGCUCUGCAAAACCAUCUCUGAGUUCUCCCGGCAGUGUGUGCACGCAGGCGGGACGCCCAAACAAUGGAGGACGCCAGAUUUCUGCUACAAGUCGUGCCCAUACAACAUGGAGUUUAUGGAGUGUGCCAGUUCAUGUCCCAGCACAUGCAGCACGCCUAAGGCCAGUUUAACAUGUGAAACCCACUGUCACGAUGGCUGCAGCUGCCCCAACGGAACCAUCUUUGACGAUAUCAGUAAGAGUGGCUGUGUUCCUGUGGAGGAUUGUCCCUGUCUACAUAACAAGAAGGUCUACCAGCCAGGACAGUCCUACUAUCAUCAGUGCAGAUCCUGUGUGUGCAUCAAGGGUCGCUGGAAGUGCACGGAGGAGAACUGCCCUGGACGCUGCUCUGUGAUUGGUGGAUCUCAUAUCAACACAUUCGAUGGCAGAGAGUACACUUUCCAUGGAGACUGCUCCUACAUGCUCACCAAGUACAACGGCGCCGUUAAUUUCAGGUUGAUGGUGGAUCUGGAGAAGUGUGGCGCCUCUGAGACUAAGACAUGCCUCAGAGCGGUGACUGUCGCCGUAAACAACGCUGUGGUGAUAAAAGUCAGACGUACUGGGGGCGUUCAGAUGAACCGGAUUAAGACAGAGCUUCCAGUGGCGAUUUCGGAGCUCGUAGCUUACACCCAGUCCUCCUUCUACGUUUUCGUCUCUAUCAAGCCGGGCGUCAGGAUCAUCAUCCAGCAGGUCCCUAAAAUGCAGGUCUUCGUCACGGUGGAUCCGUCUUAUAAAGGGUCAACCAGCGGUCUGUGUGGAAACUUCAACAACAAAAUGAAUGAUGACUUCACGGGGAGCAGCGGUCUGGGGGAAGGCACCGCUGCAGCGUUCGGUAACUCGUGGAAAACCAAAGCCAGCUGUCCUGACGUAACGACACGCUUCGGACAUCCCUGCAACCAGGGCAUCAACAAGGAAAAAUUCGCAACAUACUGGUGUUCCCAACUGACGGAUCCUAAAGGAGUGUUCCGAGCGUGCCACCACGCUGUGGACCCCAACUACUACAGAGAAAUCUGCAUGUAUGACAGCUGUAACAGCGAUCAGAGUGAACCCUGCAUGUGCGCGGCGGUCUCUGCCUACGUGUUAGCGUGCUCAGCAGCAGGGAUCCAGCUGAAGGGCUGGAGGAAGAACUUAUGUGGCCAGGACAUGGUGUGUCCCCCAACAACAGUCUACAGUUACAACAUGACCAGCUGCCAAAGAACCUGCCGAUCCCUCAACCAAGUGGACUUCACCUGCCAGCCCGGCUUCAACACGGUGGACGGCUGCGGCUGUGCCGAGGGGACCUACAUGGAUGACAAGGGCAAAUGUGUGACAAGCAAAGACUGCCCCUGCUAUGACAAAGACGACAACAUCAUACCAGCGGGACAAGUCGUGUCCAGAGACGGCGUCUCAUGCAACUGCAGACACGGACAUCUCAGCUGCGCAGGAGCUCAAGACCAAGGCUCCCGAAAAUGCAUAUCCCCCAAGGUUUACUUUGACUGCUCCACUGCUGCGGUCGGAGCCACUGGGACAGAGUGUGAGAGGAGCUGCAGCACCCUAGAUAUGGACUGUGUGUCGACAGGCUGUACAUCAGGCUGCAUGUGUCCUGCAGGCCUGGUGUCUGAUGGACUAGGAGGCUGUGUCACAGAGAAUCUGUGUCCAUGUGUGCACGAUGGACAGAUAUACCAUGCUGGGCAGACUCUCACUGUGGACUGUAACACCUGUACCUGCAAGAACAGGACAUUCACCUGUACCACCAACGUAUGUGACAGUGUUUGUAGUAUCUAUGGCGAUGGGCACUACUCCACAUUUGAUGAUAAGAGGUUUGACUUCAACGGAGAGUGUGAAUACACCCUCCUCCAGGACGACUGCAGUGGGACUCAGGGCUCAGGAAACCUCCAGAUCAUCACGGAGAACGUUCCAUGUGGAAGUUUGGGAACCACUUGCUCCAAGACCAUCAAGAUCCUACUGAGGGACAAUGAAUUCCACCUUAAAGACGCCAACUUUUUCGUGAUCAAGGGUAGCACCAAGGUGUUCCCUGAACAGGUACGCAAGAUGGGUAUUUACAUGGUGGUGACCAUCAGGGCAGGACUGGUGCUCAUGUGGGACCAGAAGACCAGUCUUUACAUCAAAGUCAGUCCAAAGCUCCAGGGUCAAGUCUGCGGUCUGUGUGGAAACUUUGAUGGCAACAGUCAGAACGACUUAACUACCCCGUCCCAGGACACGGUGGCUGAUGUUCUUGAGUUUGGUAACAGCUGGAAGGUUUCAUCCAGCUGCCCAAAUGCCCAGCAAAUCACUGAUCCCUGUGCAUCCAAUGGUUACCGCGCAUCCUGGGCCAAGAGACAGUGUAGCAUCAUCGGCAGUGUCACCUUCAAGACCUGCCAUGCCAAGGUGGAUCCUGGUCCUUACUUGGAGUCUUGUAUCAAAGACUCUUGUGCUUGUGACAGCGGCGGUGACUGCGAGUGUUUCUGUACUGCUGUGGCUGCCUAUGCCAAAGCUUGCAGUGAGGCUGGGGCCUGCGUGAGAUGGAGAACUCCAAAAAUAUGCCCUAUAUUCUGUGACUACUAUAAUGCCCCUGAAGGCUGUGAGUGGCAUUACAAGCCUUGUGGAGCUCCCUGCAUGAAGUCCUGUAGAAAUCCAUCAGGAACCUGCUCCAACCUCACCACUGCCCUGGAAGGCUGCUAUCCAAAGUGUCCACCUACUCAUCCCUACUUUGAUGAAGACUCUAUGAAGUGUGUUUCUUGGGAACAAUGCGGCUGCUACGAUGAACAAGGCAACCAUUACGACAUCGGAGACAGAGUUCCAAGCAAAAACUGCUACCGCUGGAACUACAACCGCAGGAACAACAAAACCUGGAGAGACAACCACAAUGGGAGUCACAACCGCUACCACAGCUGUUGUUGA